AGUGGUCCACUCCUCCGGUUACGGCGGCGGCGGCGGCGGCGGCAUCAGCGGCAGCUGCAGCUAGAACAAGAGCAGCGAUAGCUCCGGGCUUCCAGAGCAGGAGCUGUGGCCACGGCACCUGUGCAGAGCAGGAGUGGCAGGACAAGGGGGUGGGGUUCGAGCCAGCCACUCUCUGAGCCGGAAGGAAGGGGCACCUCCCAGCCCCUCAGCAAUCCGCUGCUCCGCAGACUCUCGACAGAGCUGGGAAUCCUGGUUGGGGUAGACAUGUGCAAGACCAGCUAGAGGGCUGGGCCAGGUAAACAUUUGGGUCAAGUGUGGAGAGGAAGGGAAAGCUGUUUCUGGGACCAUGACAGCUUCCCGCCUGGACUUUGAGGAGGUGGAAACUUUCCUGGACAGGCAUCCAGAGUUGUUUGAAGAUUACUUGAUGAGGAAGGGGAAGCAGGAGCUGGUGGAGAAGUGGCUGCAGAGGCACAGUCAGAGCCAGGGGGCUUUAGACUCAAGGCCGGCGCUGGCUGGCAUCAGCAGCGUGGCCCACGGCGGUGGCAGAGGCAGCAGAAGCGUUGGCGGUGGCACUGGACCAAAUGGCUCUGCCAACAACCAGCCCACUCCAGGUGCGGGGGACUGUGGUGGGGUUCCUCUGAGUCCCAGCUGGGCCAGCGGUACCCGGGGUGAUGGGAGCCUGCAGCGAAAAGCUUCUCAGAAGGAGCUAAGGAAGAGUUUUGCCCGCUCCAAAGCCAUCCACGUGAACAGGACCUAUGAUGAACAAGUGACCUCCCGAGCCCAGGAGCCCCUGAGCAGUGUGCGGCGGAGGGCGCUUCUCCGGAAGGCCAGCUCUCUGCCCCCCACCACAGCCCAUAUUCUCAGUGCCCUGCUGGAAUCCAGGGUGAAUUUGCCUCAAUAUCCCCCUACAGCUAUGGACUACAAGUGCCACCUCAAAAAGCAUAAUGAGCGUCAGUUCUUCCUGGAACUGGUCAAGGAUAUCUCCAAUGAUCUUGACCUUACCAGCCUGAGCUACAAGAUCCUCAUCUUUGUCUGCCUCAUGGUGGAUGCUGACCGCUGCUCUCUCUUCCUGGUGGAAGGGGCAGCUGCCGGCAAGAAGAGUUUGGUCUCCAAAUUCUUUGACGUGCAUGCAGGAACCCCACUGCUGCCAUGCAGCGGCACAGAGAACUCAAACGAGGUGCAGGUCCCCUGGGGCAAAGGCAUCAUUGGCUAUGUCGGGGAGCAUGGAGAGACAGUCAACAUUCCUGAUGCCUACCAGGAUCGAAGAUUCAAUGAUGAAAUUGACAAGCUGACUGGAUACAAGACAAAAUCACUAUUGUGCAUGCCUAUCCGAAGCAGUGAUGGAGAGAUUAUUGGUGUGGCCCAAGCUAUAAAUAAGAUUCCUGAAGGUGCGCCAUUUACUGAAGAUGAUGAAAAAGUUAUGCAGAUGUAUCUUCCAUUUUGUGGAAUUGCCAUAUCUAAUGCUCAGCUAUUUGCUGCCUCAAGGAAAGAAUAUGAAAGAAGCAGGGCUUUGCUAGAGGUGGUUAACGACCUCUUUGAGGAACAGACAGACCUGGAGAAAAUUGUCAGGAAGAUAAUGCAUCGGGCCCAAACGCUGCUGAAAUGCGAGCGCUGUUCUGUUUUACUCCUAGAGGACAUCGAAUCACCAGUGGUGAAGUUUACCAAAUCCUUUGAAUUGAUGUCCCCAAAGUGCAGUGCCGAUGCCGAGAACAGUUCCAAAGAAAGCAUGGAGAAAUCCUCAUACUCUGAUUGGCUGAUAAAUAACAGCGUCGCCGAGCUGGUGGCUUCUACAGGCCUCCCAGUGAACAUCAGCGAUGCCUACCAGGACCCUCGCUUUGAUGCUGAGGCUGACCAGAUAUCUGGUUUUCAUAUAAGAUCGGUUCUCUGUGUACCUAUUUGGAAUAGCAACCACCAAAUAAUUGGAGUGGCUCAAGUGUUAAACAGACUUGACGGAAAACCUUUCAAUGAUGCAGAUCAACGACUUUUUGAGGUGCUAUCAUACCAUGCAACGUGUUCAAAAGCUGAAGUUGACAAGUUUAAGGCAGCCAACAUCCCUUUGGUGUCAGAACUUGCCAUCGAUGACAUACAUUUUGAUGACUUUUCUCUCGACGUUGAUGCCAUGAUCACAGCUGCUCUUCGGAUGUUCAUGGAGCUGGGGAUGGUACAGAAAUUUAAAAUCGACUAUGAGACACUGUGUAGGUGGCUUUUAACAGUGAGGAAAAAUUAUCGAAUGGUUCUGUACCACAACUGGAGACACGCCUUCAACGUGUGCCAGCUGAUGUUUGCGAUGCUAACUACCGCUGGCUUUCAAGAGAUUCUGACCGAGGUGGAAAUUUUAGCGGUGAUUGUGGGAUGCCUGUGUCAUGACCUUGACCACAGGGGAACCAACAAUGCCUUCCAAGCUAAGAGCGGCUCUGCCCUGGCCCAACUCUAUGGAACCUCUGCUACCUUAGAGCAUCACCAUUUCAACCAUGCCGUGAUGAUCCUGCAAAGUGAGGGUCACAACAUCUUUGCUAAUUUGUCCUCCAAGGAAUAUAGUGACCUUAUGCAACUUUUGAAGCAGUCAAUACUGGCAACAGACCUCACACUGUACUUUGAGAGGAGAACUGAAUUCUUUGAACUUGUCAGUAAAGGAGAAUAUGAUUGGAACAUCAAAAAUCAUCGUGAUAUAUUUCGAUCAAUGUUAAUGACAGCCUGUGACCUUGGAGCCGUGACCAAACCGUGGGAGAUCUCGAGACAGGUGGCUGAACUUGUAACCAGUGAGUUCUUCGAACAAGGAGAUCGGGAGAGAUCAGAACUCAAACUCACUCCUUCAGCUAUUUUUGAUCGGAACCGGAAAGAUGAACUGCCCCGGUUGCAGCUGGAGUGGAUUGAUAGCAUCUGCAUGCCUCUGUAUCAGGCACUGGUGAAGGUCAAUGAGAAGCUGAAGCCGAUGGUGGAGUCCGUGGCUGCGAACAGAACGAAGUGGGAGGAGCUGCACCAGAGAAGGCUGCUGGCCUCAGCCGCCACGCCCUCUUCAGCCAACCUCCUGGUGGCCGGGACAGAGAGCCACUAACCCUCCAGCUCAGCUGCUGCUGCACAGGGACUGCACCCCGAAGGGCCAGCUUUGGUCCAGCCACACCAUCCUUUUGUUCCUUUAAGCUCAGAUACGCAGCGAGUCUUGAGGAUGCACUGGACGCAGGCCUGGGCGUUCAGCUUGGAGAGCGAGACAGGGAGGACAGAGGAGGUAGGGCAGGGCGCACUCCAGGACCCCAGCUUUCCCUGAUGGACAGACAUGGCUGAGACUGAGACGGCACUGGGCAGAAGACCGUUGUGGGUCCAGACCCGGGGGACAGCCGGCCCUGCUCAUUCUGAGCCCAGGGAACGCGGAACAGGAAAGGCGUCAUUCGCGCGGCUUCAUUUUGUCUGUGGCUCUUUUAUUUGCUCCAAGUCAAACAAUGCCUGCCUCUGCAGCCUCUCCAGAGCACCCCUUUGUGCCAGACUGUCCCAAGAAUCCCAAUUUGUAUUCUGUAGAGGUAUUUUAUUUUUAUCCUAAAGGUUCUUAAUGGUGGCUCAAAGCCUUUGGACUUGCCUACCUAAAAGAUAAACUGUAUUAUCCUGACAAAUACCAGCCAUUCCCAGUUUCCCCCUAAAAAGGUCCACAGUAGAAAUACAGCAGAUGUGUUUUUCUGAUUGGUGUUUAUCCAAGAUUCGUAACACCACAUUGGGAUUGUGGUCUCCUUUUUUAGGUUUUUAAUUCAAACUUUAUUGUACACCGAGUCUACUCCCGGAAGGAAUGGAUUAAUAGACUUUAAUUAAAGGAAGGAUGAAAGGAAACGGAUUUACCACAGGUGGCAUAUGAAUGCGUAAGAACUGUUUCCAACAGUGAGACAUUUCAUAGGACACAGCAGAGCCAUGGAGAACAAUCACUGACUACCUUGAGUUCUCCCAAUGAUGGUUUUUGUACAAAAUUUAAAGUGACUGUCAGUAUCAACCUACAGCCAAAUACAGGAAUUUCCAAUUUUGGAUUUUUCCUUAUGUACAAGAAAUAAUGCUUGAACGGUUAAGAAAUAAUGGUCUGUGCAGAGAACAAAUAUUCUAUGGAAAGCCAGAUUUAUAAUAGGUAAGAAUAAACUACAGUUAAGUGGAUGCAAUGACUAGAAAGCUACUUUGCUCCCCAUUUUAGGAGAUUGAGGACAUGGUAGGCUUUAUCCAAAGAACACUAGGUGAAAAGCUGUACUUACAUUCCUGGUUUGGGCACAAUUAACUGGAUGAUUCUGGACAAGUCACUUAACUGCUCCCAGCCUGUCUCAUUUGUCAAUUGAGAUUAUACUAGGAAAUGAUUUUCAAACAUGUUUUAACCUUAGAACUCUUUGUGCAAAUCAAUCUUACAAGGAUUGCCCAAGAUAUAAAUAUGUAAAAGCCCAAGUCCUCUGUUUGAAGCUGGGUUUGGAGACCCAGAGCCCCUGUAAAUCCUCAUCUCUUUGAUUUUGUAUGUGAUGGUCCCUAAAAGGGCUCUGAGGAGUUUGAAAAUCCCUGGACCAGAAGAACCUUGAAGUCCAUUCCAGCUCUAAAAAAAAUCUAAAAUUUACAAACCAUUUUUUGUUCUUGUCGUCACUGGUCAGUACCAGUUAUUAACCUUAUUACUCAAAUACUAAAGGGGCCAAGUUCCACAGACAUAGUAGACAUUCAGGGAAUGUGUAAAGAAUGGGUAAAUUAAGGCACCAAAAUGGAGGUGAGGGAAGAGCAGCUAUUCACAUGGAAGAGUCUAUGUGGCAAGAAUAAAGUAAGAGAAGAUUAUAAACCAGGCAAAGGGGUACAAGGAGGAGAGGGGGGGGGAGGGAAAGAGAAGGAGAAGCAAAAAAGAUGCCCAAGAAAAGCUAGGGACCAAGGCAGGUGAUAGAGAACUGCCAAAGGGAAGGUGAAAGUCGAUCCAAAGAAAGAAAAAUGGCACUUCUAACCAAAAAGAUGAGGGUACAAAAUCCUGUCAUCAACUGCUUAGAAAAGAGAGAUACUUGAGCAGGGAGGGGUUUGACAAAAGGGAGAAGUAGGAGCCCUAAAAAAUAAUGUUCCUAGCUCCCCGUUACAGCUGUCUCUGCAGGGAAGACUGGAGAAACGAGAGGAGAAAAUGAAUGCAGGAAAAACUGCCUCCGCAGAGCAGGUUAGAGGAGGUUGUUCAGAUUUAUGGGUUUUAUUAAGCCAGUUUUCUAAAUCACUCCGCUAUAAAGGAAAAUAGCUUGAGCUGUGCUGUGUCUCCUCCUCAGGUGAGGAACAAAGGGUGGGUGGAGUUAGGGACAGACGCCCGGCGGGCCGGUGUCUGCAGCUCAGAACCAUGAUCAGCCGCUGUUUCUGUCUGUCACAUCAUGUUUAUAUCACAAACAGGAAUUGAAAAUCAGUCCACGUGAGGCAGAGACGAACGCACAUCUGUUAUCCUCUCCAACAAUAAAUAAAUACAUAGCCCAGACAGACGGAUGCCAGUCUAUCUAGAGCAAAAUUUUAAAGCAUGUGCUUUGUGAGAAAGCUAGACCCAGGGUCUGAGGGAGACUGCAGGCAGCUAGCUCAAGCUACCCUGAACACUGAUGCUGCAUAUUGCUAAGGGGAACAUAAUUUAUAGCACAAACCCUACGGCUUCCACUAAGGUUGAGUUUUCCUCUCAUAUUCUUGCCUUUUUAUUGGCUUCACUGCACGGUUGCCAAUAGCAACAUCCAGUGGCAGCAAGGGGAGUUCAACACCAUUGCAGUCUGCCAUACAGUGGAGCCCUGACAAUGUCAACCAUCAAUCAAGUAGCUGUUUGUAAUUGCCUCCAUCUAUUUUUCCUGUCUCAAAGUAUCUUUCCUAUUGUGGGUCAAAAUUCAGAAACUGCUGACUAAUGCCAUGGUUCUGUUCUCGGAGAUCAUGAAGCAGUGAAAAGGAGGGUAACUGCCUCCCUGGUGCCAACAACCCAGAGGGUCAGAGGUUGAUGACUUGGGAGUUUGAGAUGUUUUUAAAUAAUAUAUAAUUUUCCAAGAAUGUGAGGUAUGUAAAGUUACCCAUAUAGUCUGCUUUCCCAAAAGAGAGAAAGAGAGAAAGAGAGAAGUCCCCAAUCCUUAUUAUUAAUGUUCAUUUCCUGUUGGAGGAAGGCAUUUAAAAUGUGAGCCUUCCUUUAAAACCUCCAGCUGACCAGACAAUUUGCUUCCUCAGGUGUGUUGGCAUUUACGGUUGAAAUGACUUCAUCCUGCUUUCUCCAUGAGAUGCAUUUUUUUUCAGAGAUGCUGUUUAUUCUCAUCUUAGUCAGUAUGUAGAUAAAACAUGCACACCCUACAAUGUGCUGGCACUCCUGGCCGGUAGGGGCCGCUUGGCAAACUGUAAAGGGUGCCAUCUAGUGCACAUGAGGCCUGGGGCUCCAUCCUGGCGUGGCCACCAGCUGGACCUGUUCUCUUGGCACGCUCCAGGUCUCAGGUUUUCUGUCUGUAAAAUAAAAGCACUGACUUUUAUUCAGUUCAUUUCCACACCAAAGGGCCAAGCCAUAUUUAACUUGUAAAACUUUUUCCAGAUAACUGUCUUGUUUACUCUUCCCAAAUAAAAUAGGAACAAACCUAAAAAGAUCCUAAAAAGGUCAUCUUCUCAUUCAAGACAAAAUAAAAAGUUACAUAUAUGGGGUAGAUAUAAACACAACCUUAUCACAGAUCUGUCUGAGCCUGCCUCUAGUGAUCAUGAAAGACAUGGUCAUCAGUACAAUUUUUUUUAAUAUACCCUUUUAUUUCAUAAAGGACAAUUUUAGAUGAACUCAUAUCAUAGAUAGCCCGUAAAUGGGAGACAAUUUAAUUUAGAAGAAAAUUUAUAAAGUGAGUCAAAAGAAGUUAAAAUUGCAUGUGCAUUUUAUUUCUAAAAUCUGAACUGUCUAUACAUUUGCAGGUAUAUUUACAUACCUGUUGAGUUAGAAAUAAUCUUUAAAUUUUUGUUAGUGUAUCGCUACAGGAAUUCAGUUGCUUCUUUCAUGUAUCAGAUUUUUUCAUACUUUAUCCACUUACCUUAAGUCAUUAAAAGUCUACCCAGUUUACUUUGCAAUACAAUUAUUUUAAAAUCCAUUCCUCCUGCUGACUCUUAAUAAAUUGCAGGAAGGUAAAAUACAGUUUUAUCCCCAGCAAUAGUGUAAAACAAUUCCCUUCACACAGGACCAAAAUAUGAACUUAUUAGGGGAAGAUUUUCCUAAAGAAAAACAUUUGGGCUGGUAAGAAGAAAAACUCAAAAAGAAUUCAUGAAAGCAACAAAACAAAACCUGAUUUGAGAGCCUACAAACUCUGGAGGUGCCACUGUAGUAAUGUUUCACGAUCUGCUUCAGGAUAACAGCCUCAGAAAAUGCCGUUCUGCCACGUGCUGUAAAGAAGUCCCCAAACUCAAAUGUAUCAGGACAUUUAAAGGUUGAGUCUGGCUACAAGAAGGCCAAAAUUUUCUAAGUUUCUUAAGUGAGCAAUAAUAAAACACAACGCCAGCAGAAAUAAAAUGAAGUGUGUCUGGAGUAUUUCAUGAUGAGCACGUGGAUUCAGCAAUGCCUGGCGUCAUCCUUACAUUGUCUGUGUUACUACCUUUUCCUCAGCUAGUAAUUUGGGGUUGUAUGUCUUCUUUAAUUUCAUUUUGAAUGUUCUUGCAUUUUUGGUACAUCUCUCAACAGUGCUAAAGAUAAGUUGUUUAUCUGUGUCAUACACACACACACACACACACACACACACACACACACACACACACACACCAAUGUCAUUGAAUAUAUGCACUGGUACAGAAAUAUGUUUGUUUUAUUAAGUAGAUGAAGUAUUUGCUGGGAAAAAAUGUUAUUUGAGGCCAUCAUUUAUCUUUGUGUUCAUUUUCUGUAUGUAUAUGUAUGUGUAUUAGAAUCUCAUUUUUUGUCUUCAGAUUUAGAUUAAAUCAUAUCUGGAUUAAUUAAAAAAAAAAGCAUCAGCACAGUGUGGAAAUAGGCUAGGUUUUGUUGAGUCUCAUUCCCUUGGGAGAAAAUUGCAUUUGCCAUUUUAUUUUGAUGUACAAUAAUCUAAAAAGGAUCUCCUACUGAUUUGCUUCCUAAUUAUUAUUGUUUUACACAGAAGGGAAAUGUGUCUUAAAUUGAGCUGUUUUAAGUCACUUCUUUUGUGUAGAUUUCCCAGGCUGAUGUUUCAUUGUAAGAAUACUACAGUAUAGACUGCUUGGCCAUUUCAUAAGCCACUAAGUCAUUUUUUUGAAAUAGUCUGCUUUAAGAGACUUGAAUAUCUUUGUUUUUAAUAAAAUGCUUAAAGUUUGA
Messenger RNA from Hipposideros armiger (great roundleaf bat), 8248 nucleotides. It is a transcript of the gene PDE11A, whose product is annotated as phosphodiesterase 11A. The record is from RefSeq and is a predicted model, not a curated record. Gene Ontology annotation, molecular function: protein binding; 3',5'-cyclic-nucleotide phosphodiesterase activity. NCBI's taxonomy places the organism in Eukaryota, Metazoa, Chordata, Mammalia, Chiroptera, Hipposideridae. Gene Ontology annotation, biological process: signal transduction. The transcript is spliced from 19 exons. The coding region runs from base 347 to 3055 and encodes 902 amino acids.